This is a messenger RNA of Theobroma cacao (cacao), 1310 nucleotides long. RefSeq names its product ATP synthase F1 complex assembly factor. The record is from RefSeq and is a predicted model, not a curated record. Gene Ontology annotation, biological process: mitochondrial proton-transporting ATP synthase complex assembly. Gene Ontology annotation, cellular component: mitochondrion. Lineage: Eukaryota; Viridiplantae; Streptophyta; Magnoliopsida; Malvales; Malvaceae.
ACUUUUGCUUCUUUCUGGUGAGUAAAACGCUGCGUUUUCACUCUCAGAGUGGUCCUCCCCGGUUUCCCUCGGAAAUUGGCUGCAUUGCACGCAAAGCGUUUGAUUCAAUCACCCUGCGAAUCGAGUUUGAGCUGAGUUGACGCGGCCUCUGAAAACUCGACAAAAAUGCAACGGUUAACAUCAGGGAUAACUCGAACUGUGAAAGCUUCCUCGUCACUGAGAGCUCUCCUCCUCAAAGAAGCACCAUCAUCAUCAUCUUCUUGUCGGCUUCCAGAGCGCAGCUUCUCUGCUUUCUCCUUGCAACAACAUGUCCAAAACCCGCAAAAAGAAGCGAUCCCAGGCGAUUUCUUGAAAUGGGGUUCGAUUGGUUCUUGCAGGACUUCGAGGUUUGCGACUGGGUUCACGCCUUUACAACCUAAGCCUUUGAAUUCCGUCAUGGACUUGGACAGAGCAAAGAACCGUUCAUCAGAGGAUCUUGUUUCUAUUUGGGAUGAUUAUCACUUGGGAAGAGGUCACAUUGGGUUGACCAUGAAAGCAAAACUUUACCGUUUGUUGGAACAAAGAGGCUCAGAUUGCAGCCGGUAUUUUGUCAUUCCUUUGUGGAGGGGAAGUGGUUACACAACAAUGUUUGCUCAAGUGCAGUUGCCACACAUGCUUUUCACUGGUCUUGAAGAUUACAAAGCAAGAGGAACUCAAGCAGCUCCUUACUUCACUGCAACCUUUUACACAGAAUUUGCAGAAAGCAAGGACUUGGUACUCAUUCGUGGAGAUAUUGUUUUCACCAGUAAACUUACUGAUGAGGAAGCAAAAUGGCUCUUGGAGACCACUCAAUCUUUUUAUCUGAAUGAUGUGAGGUACAAACAGGUUGAACGAUUCAAUAAAGAGCCACGUGAGUUUGAGUUCAAGGAUGUGUUGCGAGCCUUAGACAUGCCCAUCAUGUAACUUCUUUGAAUGAUAUAUGGUGAACUACAAUGCUGCUUAGUCAGAAAGUCUGAAGCAAUAAUGUUUCCACUUAGGCAUUGGCCCAAUGGGAGGAUUAUCUCAAGACAACAGGUUGUGUUUUUAACAGAGGUAUUACUCAGCACUACUUGUUCAUUUUCACCAUGGGGAGAGAAUGGUGUUGAGAUGACUACUUUUGUUCCUGAGAGUACAUUGAAGAGAGAGAUUAUUCUUCUGAACAGGCGUUAGUGUUACAUUAUCAAGAGAAGGCACAAAUCCUACGUUUUACUUAAACGAUAUCAAUGGUAUAACCGUUCUCCUUUCGUCUAAGAUUAUAUUCAUUUACAUGGUAGCAUCUAAGUUCUCUUUGA